AUGCCCUUCAUAAAAGAGGCCUCCGCCUCUGGGGUCAGAGUUGCUCCUUCGCGCCUCCGCUCGGCCUCCACGUGCGCCCCUCCGACGCCCAUGGCUGCUGCAGCCCCCGCGUCCGCCCUGCUCCGCGUGCCGCCGCCGCUGGUGCUGCUGCUGCUGGCCUUCUCGGUCGGGCCGUCGGCUCCGGCACCGCCCUGCCCCGCGGCCUGCGAGCGGACGCGCUGCCCUCCGCGCUCGCCGCAAGCCUGCGCUGCCGUCGGGGGCCUUUUCCAGCCCGACCGCUGCGGCUGCUGCUGGGAGUGCGCGCCUGGAGAGGGCCAGCCGUGCGGCCCGGGCAGCCUUUGCGCGCACGGCCUCUUCUGCUCGCGGCCCUCCGGGAGCCGGCAACGGGGCACCUGCUCGUGCGCAGAGUCCCCCCUGCCCGUCUGCGGCAGCGACGGCCGCACCUACCGCAGCCUCUGCCAGCUGCGGGCGGAGAACCAGCAGAAGCGCCUGCGGGACCAGCCGGCGAUCAUCGCUGUGCAGAAGGGCAGCUGCGGAGAAAAAAGUGAGGCGGCGGCGGCGGUAGUGAUUCUAGGGUCUCAGUGCCUUUGUCUCACAGGUGCUGUGGAUACUAAUAGCCUGCGCUACAAGUUCAACUUCAUUGCUGAUGUGGUUGAGAAGAUUGCUCCUGCUGUUGUGCACUUGGAACUCUUCCGCAGGUUGCCUUACUCGAACAAAGAGGUCCUGGUGUCCAGUGGUUCGGGCUUCAUUGUGUCCGAGGAUGGUCUGAUCCUCACCAAUGCUCAUGUUCUCACUAACAAGCAGAGGAUCCAAGUGGAGCUCAAGAGUGGUCAUCAGUUCGAUGCCAAAGUCAAAGAAAUUGACCACAAGCUGGACAUUGCCCUGAUCAAGAUAAACACCAAUAUGGUUCUCCCAGUUCUCCUGUUGGGCAGGUCCUCUGACCUUCGGCCUGGGGAAUUCGUGGUGGCUCUGGGCAGUCCUUUCUCCUUGCAAAACACUGUGACAACUGGAAUUGUCAGCAGCACUCAGAGAGAUGGCAGAGAGCUUGGGCUGAAGGACUCCGAUAUGGAAUACAUCCAGACAGACGCCAUUAUCAAUUAUGGAAAUUCUGGAGGGCCCUUGGUGAAUUUGGAUGGAGAAGUCAUUGGGAUGAACACAUUGAAGGUGACAGCUGGCAUUUCCUUCGCCAUCCCUUCAGAUCGAAUCCGCCAGUUCCUAGAGGAGUCUCACAAUCGCCAGGUGAAAGGGAAGACCAGACCCAAGAAAAAGUACUUGGGACUCCGCAUGCUUCCUCUCACUUUCAAUCUUGUCCGCGAGCUGAGGCGGAGAGAUAGAGAUUUCCCAGACCUGAGCUCCGGGGUCUACGUCUAUGAAGUGAUUCAAGGAACAGCUGCUGCAAGUGCUGGCUUCAGAGAUGGGGAUGUCAUCAUAGCAAUUAACGGAAAAACUGUUACUUCGACCAGAGAUGUAAUGGAUGCUGUGCAGAACACCAACAUCUUGGCCAUAGUGGUGCGGCGAGGAAACGAAGAUGCCAUCUUGACAGUGACUCCAGAUGAAAUUGAUUAAAAAUUGCCCUUUUGUAGCAAAGGAAGGUGUGAAACCUUAAAUUGCAACCUUUCAACAAGAGGCAUGGAGGAGAAGGGAUGAUCCCAGGUAAAAAGUGUGCAACAAGCAAGUGCAAGGAGUUAAUUUCUUUUUAAAGGCCCUUCCAUCCAAGUGGGACCAAGGCAAAAAGCUACAUUUCCAUAACAACUAUGUAGUUAGAAAGGAGAUGACGUUCACUUGUCCCAAUCAAGGCAAGAACUUCUGGGCAAAAAUCCUACUCCACAAGGAAUUAUGGAGUAGUCCAACACCCAUUUUAUGGAGGGGUCGGGAGCAGUCAGAGGUUGAACACCGCUGAGGAAGGUGCAUCAAUUGCCAACAGUUGUCUGCAAGAUAACAAGUACA
Sphaerodactylus townsendi is the source of this 1947-nucleotide messenger RNA. RefSeq names its product HtrA serine peptidase 4 (gene HTRA4). The transcript is spliced from 9 exons. Gene Ontology annotation, biological process: programmed cell death; positive regulation of apoptotic process; proteolysis. Lineage: Eukaryota; Metazoa; Chordata; Lepidosauria; Squamata; Sphaerodactylidae. Gene Ontology annotation, molecular function: protein binding; serine-type endopeptidase activity. Gene Ontology annotation, cellular component: extracellular region. The record is from RefSeq and is a predicted model, not a curated record. Bases 1 to 1566 code for a protein of 521 amino acids.